Phyllopteryx taeniolatus (common seadragon) is the source of this 1127-nucleotide messenger RNA. RefSeq names its product endoribonuclease YbeY-like. The transcript is spliced from 4 exons. Lineage: Eukaryota; Metazoa; Chordata; Actinopteri; Syngnathiformes; Syngnathidae. Gene Ontology annotation, molecular function: metalloendopeptidase activity. Gene Ontology annotation, biological process: rRNA processing. The record is from RefSeq and is a predicted model, not a curated record. The coding region runs from base 435 to 974 and encodes 179 amino acids.
CGUUGCGGCCAAACGUGACUGACGAUCUCAAUCAAGGGUGCUUGCUUUGGUUGGGAAUAAAGUUUGGCUAACGUCAACACAUUUUUUUUGUAGCCUGCCUUAUUUUAUAAAAACACACACGGAUGUCAGUUGUCUUGAACGCAACACCCCCCCCCCCCCAGCUCAACCAGUGUGUAUUCCGCCAUUGCGGAGCGAUUCAUUGACUGAAACGGUGUUAAAACAGCAACAUUUUUAACCGAGUUUUUAUCGGGUUUAUCUCUACAUUCCUACGGAAAUGGUCCUUAAGACUCUACCCGCUCCUCGACUUUGUACUUUACACCACCGGCGUGUGUCACCUUGAUUUCAGACAUGGCAGCUGUCGUGUGACUGGCAAUCAGUAUCACCCCCAUGUGUUAGAAAGCCAUAGUAAAUAUAUAACAUUAACUAUUUUUGAAAUGGGUGUAGUGGUAAGGAAUCUCCAAAAGGUGGUGCCUCUUCGCCGCGCCCGGCUCCGCAAGGACGUGAACACGCUCAGGCACAUCCUGGGCAUCCAGAAGUUCGACUUGGGCGUCGUUUGCGUGGACAACCGCAGGAUUCAGCACAUUAACAACAUAUACAGGAAGAAAGACGAACCCACGGAUGUCCUCUCGUUUCCAUUCCACGAGGACUUCUUGAUCACGACAUUUGAGUCUAUUGGAUUGGCAUUCCAGGGCCUGAGACCCGGUAAGAUCCCGUGUCCCCUCUACAGAGACGAGCUGAACCUCGGGGACAUUUUCUUGGGCGUGGAAUUUGUCAUGCGACAGUGUCAGGAGUCGUCCAUGGAUCUGCAUCGAGCACUCACCGUGGUGACGGCCCAUGGUAUCUGCCACCUGCUUGGCUACAGACAUGAGACAGAGGAGGAAUGGAGUGAAGUAUGUGUGGAGACAGUUGUGAUAGAAGCAACCCACACAGAUGUGUUUCAACCCGUCUGUCAUGUUGCGGGUCAAAUUGACUAAUUUAAAUGUUUUUAAGAUGCUGCAGAAAGAAAACUACAUUAUUAAAGAGUACAGCCGACUGACAGGGCAACAUUUACUGCCCAUGAUGAAGCCAUGCCAGCAGGACAGGUGACAUCGACUUGUGACCAGUUAAUUAAAAACCUAAAAAACAAA